AUGCGUUACCCUAUCACUGUGAAGAAUGGGUGAAGAAUAGUUCUUAUCCAUCACGUGAGUUGAACCCAUCAUCAACUCAGUUUCCGAAAACACAAUUCGAUGGUAUCUAACAAAACUGCACAGUACCCGCUUCAAUAAACCCAGUCAUUCAUCAAUCGCAUCUAGCUAGUAUACAAGCCAGCCCGGGCCCUCCCCGAAUCCUUGCCAACCCUUCCAACCCAUGCCCGUUCCCCAUCCAACCCCAAAGGGCAGCCAAGACAGUCCCCGUACAAAAGCCCUCCAACCCAACAAAACCCGCAUCAUGGUAUAUACGCACCCCCUCGCCCACUUACACAACAACCUUUCCCGAUCCCUUUCCAGACCCCUCUGCGCCCUCCUCAUCACUCCCACUCCCCGACCCGAACAACUUCCCAAACCUCCCCGGAUCCAACCUCCCAUUCCCCUUCUCCGCCUUCUCCGACUUCCUCAACCCAACCCCACCCGAACCCUUAAUCUCAAUCCCCUCGCCAUCAUCCUCCAAACUCCCCAUCUCAGUCGCCUCAAUCGGACUAUGCGCCCGCUCAUUCUCCAGCGGCUCCUCCUCAUGCUCGUCGUGCCCAUCGUCUUCGGAGUUAUUAUCGUUAUCCGCGUCCGCGUCAUUGCCGUCCUUGUGUUCCGCUUCCAUUGCCUUUUUCCGCUGUGCGAGACGCGCCGCAAAUUGGCGCCUAGCACGGGUAGCAGGGAUCUUGAGAGGGGGCGGGAUUUCGAGCGAGUGAAGGCCAGAGGUGCUGGGAGGCUAUAUGGAGGGGUGAGAAGUCAGUUACGGUUCUUUAACGAUGACUAGUCAGGUGCGUUGAGGGAUUGGAAAUAUACAAUUGCGAGAAAGAAGAAGACAGAGACACAUUGAACUUUGUGAAUUGGAAUACAAUUACGCUGAUCGUGAUCGUGACUUGAUCAUUUAUCAUUUACUCUAGAAGACGUACAGAAGGGAGAGACGAGACAGACGGAAUGUACAAGCGUUGCCCCAGAA
Messenger RNA from Mytilinidion resinicola, 1009 nucleotides. RefSeq lists its product as uncharacterized. Lineage: Eukaryota; Fungi; Ascomycota; Dothideomycetes; Mytilinidiales; Mytilinidiaceae. The transcript has a single exon. The record is from RefSeq and is a predicted model, not a curated record. The coding region runs from base 221 to 823 and encodes 200 amino acids.